AUGACAAUCUCAUCCGAGAAAAAACAUGUUGCAGUUUAUGUUUUUCCCUUUGGUAGCCAUCCUGUUGUACUCUUAAACCUUGUCCUCAAACUAGCACAUGCUUCACCAGACAUACUUUUCUCAUUCAUUGGCACCCAACAAUCUAAUCAACCUUUUUUUACAAAACCAAACAUCCCAAAUAGCGUCAAAUUUUAUAGUAUUCAUGAUGGUGUUCCAGAGGGCCAUGUACUUGGUUCCCACCCAGUUGAAAAAGUCGACCUUUUUCUUCAAGCAGCUCAGAAACUCAAUGUUCCAUGGAUUCCUGUUUGGCCUCCUUUAUCAUGCUCUCUCUCAGCACAUUUCUACACUCAUCUUAUACGUCGAAAGUGUGCUGAAAACAAUGCUAAAGAUAGAUCUUUGGAUUUUCUUCCAGGUUUGUCUAAGAUGAGAGUUGGAGAUUUGCCUGAUGAUAUAAUCAACUGUGGUGAAGACGAGACACUAUUCUCAAAAACACUUGCUUCAUAUGGUGAAGUGUUGCCUAAAGCUAAAGCAGUGGUUAUGAAUUUCUUUGAGGAGUUAGAUCUACCUUUGUUUGUUGAAGAUAUGAGAUCAAAGUUACAGAAUAUGCUUUAUGUUGGUUUUCUCACUCUUUCAAUUCCUCUACCACCUUUGCCACCAUCUGAAAGUGAUGAAACUGGUUGUUUAUCAUGGUUGGACAAACAAAAGGGUGAAUCAGUAAUUUAUGUUAGCUUUGGAACUACAGUGACACCACCUCCACACGAGCUUGUGGCAUUGGCAGAAGCAUUAGAAGAAAGUGGAUUUCCAUUUCUUUGGUCACUUAAGGAUAAUUUGAAGGGAGUUUUGCCACAAGGGUUUGUUGAGAGGACUAGUAAUAUUGGAAAAAUUGUUCCGUGGGUGCCUCAAACUCAAGUUUUGGGACAUGAUUCUGUUGGAGUGUUUGUGACACACUCUGGAUGUAAUUCAGUUUAUGAAAGUAUUUGCAAUGGGGUGCCUUUGAUAUGUAGGCCAUUCUUUGGAGAUCAUGUGAUGACUGCAAGAAUGGUGGAAGAUAUUUGGGAGAUUGGUGUGAAGAUGGAAGGUGGAGUGUUUACUAAAAAUGGAUUGUUGAAGAGUUUGAAUCUGAUUCUUGUGAAGGAAGAGGGAAAGAAAAUGAGAGAGAAUGCUCAAAAGGUGAAAAAGACAGUGCUAGAUGUAGCUGGACCAAAUGGUAAAGCAGUGCAGGAUUUCAAGACUUUGGUGGAAUUAAUUUGUCACUAG
Molecule: messenger RNA, 1257 nt
Organism: Vicia faba (fava bean)
Lineage: Eukaryota; Viridiplantae; Streptophyta; Magnoliopsida; Fabales; Fabaceae
Source: the annotation of a GenBank genome assembly